CAGACGGAGAUGUGCCGUUCCUGGACGGAGACGGGGAGUUGCCGUUACGGAAGCAAGUGCCAGGCGAGUUUCGCUCAUGGUCCAGAGGAAUUGCGGCCAGUUGUACGACACCCCAAGUACAAGACCGAGCACUGCCGUACCUUCGCGGCGACUGGUAUCUGCCAGUACGGCAAUCGGUGCCGUUUCAUCCAUGCUGCCGCUCCGGGGAGCGCUGUUAGCACGCCACGUCCGCUGUUGGGCCCGGACAACGUGGGCGGUGGCGCUGCACUCCAGGGAGCGGCGGAGGCAGCCGGUACGGCUGUGUGGUCGCGGAGCGCGGGGUCGCCGGGCGCCGCCAACGGGGUGAGUUCUUCUUAA
Volvox carteri f. nagariensis is the source of this 357-nucleotide messenger RNA. Its product is annotated as CCCH-type zinc finger protein. The annotation marks the transcript as partial. NCBI's taxonomy places the organism in Eukaryota, Viridiplantae, Chlorophyta, Chlorophyceae, Chlamydomonadales, Volvocaceae. The record is from RefSeq and is a predicted model, not a curated record. Gene Ontology annotation, molecular function: mRNA binding; metal ion binding. The transcript has 3 exons.